AGCUGGAAUUGUGACCUCGAGGCGAAAGCUCAAGAAUGGGCCAAUGGUUGUGUCCGAGAGCACUCCAAAGUUGAAUGGCGCAAGGCUGGAGAGAAUCUCUAUCAGUACUAUUCCACCAAGCAAGUGCAAGCUAGCAAGGAUUGGAUGAAUAAAGCGGCAGAACAUUGGUGGGCCGAACUAGCAGAGCACGGAUUAAUCGGCUCAAAUUAUAAAUUCGACAGCAAUUCGGUUCCGAUCAAUCACUGGACAGCGGUAUAG
Anisakis simplex (herring worm) is the source of this 258-nucleotide messenger RNA. The record is from the annotation of a GenBank genome assembly. NCBI's taxonomy places the organism in Eukaryota, Metazoa, Nematoda, Chromadorea, Rhabditida, Anisakidae.